UCAAAGCUACGGCACCAGAUAAAGCGCCAGCUAGUAGUGGGUCGAGCAUCAAACAGAUUCUUGAUAUCCAAGGAGCCAAGCAAGAGACUGAUAAGUGGAAAAUCCGUGUUCAGCUUACAAAACCUGUUACUCGGCCUCCGCUGGUUUGGGGAAUCGUCUGUGGAGCUGCUGCUUCGGGUAUUGCAAACUUGGAAAUUAGAAGCUUCUUGUGGCAUGACGAAGAGAUUGACGAUCUCAAUGAACCUUACCGUCCAAUUCCUUCAGGGGCUAUAUCUGAGAAUGAGGUUAUCAACCAAAUCUGGUUGUUGCUUUUAGGAGGCCUUGGGCUGGCUGGUUUCUUAGACGUGUGGGCAGGACAUAAUAUUCCUGUAAUAUUUUACCUUGCUCUAGGAGGAUCCCUGCUGUCCUACAUCUACUCAGCUCCUCCUCUAAAGCUCAAGCAGAAUGGAUGGAUUGGGAAUUUUGCUCUAGGAGCUAGCUACAUCAGUUUGCCAUGGUGA
Messenger RNA from Ilex paraguariensis (yerba mate), 500 nucleotides. The record is from the annotation of a GenBank genome assembly. NCBI's taxonomy places the organism in Eukaryota, Viridiplantae, Streptophyta, Magnoliopsida, Aquifoliales, Aquifoliaceae.